This is a messenger RNA of Brassica rapa (field mustard), 842 nucleotides long. Its product is annotated as sigma factor binding protein 1, chloroplastic. NCBI's taxonomy places the organism in Eukaryota, Viridiplantae, Streptophyta, Magnoliopsida, Brassicales, Brassicaceae. The record is from RefSeq and is a predicted model, not a curated record.
CUCCCUGAGCCGCCUCCUUGCUCGCCUCCCCACGCGACCAUUCAAGCGCCUGUGAUACACGAUUCAAUACCCAAGUGAAGAUAUUUCGAGUCAUUCAACCUACCAGAAUGCAAGUGAGCUAUACGCGCCGUCAUUCAAUUCUUUGGUUCCUUUCCUCCACAACCCCUCUUGUUUCAUUUCACAUUUUCAUUAUUUAAGCAAAAGAAAAAAAAAACAAAAAAUGUUUUUUAUUUAUAAGUGAAAAAAAAAAUGUUAUAUAUGAAGCUAAAGACACAAACUCAUCUGGAUUCUCUCAACAACAUGGAGUCAUCAUCCUCAUCAACGUUUCUCACCACCACAAGCUUAGAUCAGAGAAACCUAUCUCCGGUUUCAAGAAAACCACUAAAGCAAAAGAAGAAGACGAGUUCAACCGACAAACACAUCAAAGUGCGUUACAUAUCAAAUCCCAUGAGAGUCAAAACUUGUGCUUCCAAGUUCAGAGAGCUCGUACAAGAACUCACCGGCCAAAACGCCGUCGAUCUUCAACCGGAGCCCAUGUUUUCCCCCUCUGUCUCCGACCACAGCCCUUCUCCGCCACCGCCGGAGAAUCUUGAUUCACGUGUUCUUCAGCAGGAGCCGUUCGAUGAUCAGUUGACUGACUACUAUGAGCCGUUGGAUGGGGAAGAUAUGUUUUUGCCUCAUAUGUCGGCAGGUUUCUCCGGGUUGUUCUCUAAUGGCUUUUACAAUGUUAAUGACCUUAGAAGAAUCGAUUCUGUGUAAAAAUCUUCCGAGUUCUCAGGGGUUUCAUCAAGUACAUGUAUAUAUAUAUAUAUAUAUAAAAAUUAUGAAAUAGGUAUAUGAAA